Thamnophis sirtalis is the source of this 606-nucleotide messenger RNA. NCBI's taxonomy places the organism in Eukaryota, Metazoa, Chordata, Lepidosauria, Squamata, Natricidae. The record is from RefSeq and is a predicted model, not a curated record.
GGCAUUUACGAAAGUGUUCACUUUUGGGCCCACCUUCCGAGCGGACAAUUCUCAAACCCGCCGACACCUGGCUGAGUUUUAUAUGGUAGAAGCCGAACUAUUUUUCCUGUGGGGGCAGGAUCUCCAGAGCGAACACGAGAAAUACCUGGUUCAACACUGCGGCGAUAUUCCCGUUUUCGUGUACGACUAUCCCUACGACCUUAAGCCGUUCUACCUGCGAGACAACGAAGAUGGACCUCGUAGGACUGUAGCAGCGGUUGAUCUACUGGUCCCAGAAGUUGGAGAACUUUUCGGUGGAAGUUUGAGAGAAGAUCGUGUGGAUUUUCUGCAAUCUCGCUUACGGAGGUACAUCGAGCUGCGCCAGUUCGGAUCUACCCCGCACGGGGGCUUCGGCAUGGGGUUCGAGCGAUACCUGCAGUGCAUCCUGGGAGUUCAGAAUAUUAAGGACGUCAUCCCGUUCCCACGAUUUUCCCACUCGUGUGUUUUGUAGCUCUCCGACCCAACUUCUGUUUUGGCUUCUCUUGUAAAUUCGCGGCGUGCCUAAAUGACACUGUGCAACGUUUAGAGGAAGAGAGAGAAAACAACAGACUUCCUUUUUUUUCUGUC